AGUGACUGCAAGAACUUACCGUAAAAUUGUAACAAUUAAGUUUAGAUUUGUAGAAGAAAGCAGACGACUUUCCGAUCGGACAUGGCAUUACAGCUUGUAAAUCGUAUAUUAUUACAAAAGUAUUGCCCUCCGAUUUACACUUCCUCAUGUCCACAUCUUUUUCUAUCCUAGAUAAACUUUUUUCUUCGAGGUGUAAUUUAUAAGAAUUUUCCAAUUUUGCUUUCUCUUCGAUAGAUGCGUUUUUAUAGGCUUCACAGUCGUCACAGGUAUCUUCUUUUGGAAUAAAAAAUCAAAUUAUGACAAAUAUUUUCAUACAAUUUUGGGGCAAGAAUGUCUCAAGUGAACACUUCUGACUUUGUGGUUCUAUUUUCUAUUACAAGCAGCAAGUAAUACUAUCAUUUUGUACAAUUAUGUCAAUAUUGUCCCAGAAAAUGUACUAAAUAUAACCUAGAAAUCGUUCAGAUUUAAUUUUAUUCCAUUUUAAUUAUAAAUUAAGGAAUAUUUAUGUACAGUACUUACAAAAUGUAACCUACGUUUUAUUCUUAUUCUUAGCUAAAAUAAAAUUAUGGAAGGACGAGGUAAAAAAUUAGUGCAGUUGGUUCUAUUAGACAAAGAAAGCCAUGACGAAUGUGAAGUCAGGGAUAUAGAGCCAACUUUAUCGAUAGCACCGAGAUCUCCUUCCAUUUUAAAAUCUCAUGAUGGUGAUUUAAUAAAACAUUCCAUUACGAAUGUUGUUGAAUCUUCAAACAUCCGUGAUGAUAAAACUCAGCCUAUUAGAGUUUCCGACGAUGGAAACUCAUCUGGACAUGCCUUUUCUGGAACCGAAGAAGAGCAAUAUGUACCUAAACCAUCAUCUAGCUCAAAUAUUAGUAUAAAUGCUGUUGAAUCUUCAAGCAUCCAUAAUGAUCAAACUCUGCCCAUAAGAGUUUCCUACAGUGAAAACUCAUCUGAACAAGACUUUUCUGGAACUGAUGAUGAUGAGCAAUAUGUGCCUAAUCCGUCAACUAACUCGCAUAGUAGUAGUAGCUCUAGCAGCAGCUCUAGCAACAGCUCAGAAAGUUCUUCGUCAUCGGAAUCUGACCAUGAAACGCUUACCACUGGAAAUAUCAACCAAGAGUCCGGACCAUCGACCAUGAAACGUAGUAGAAAACGUACUCGCAAUCAAAGCAAAUGGAAAAAAAAUGUUGCCAAAAUGCUGAAAAAUUCUGGUCAGCAAUAUACUUCAUUAAAAACUGGUAUGGUUAAAGCAGCUAAAAUAAUGGGUCCGACUUGUUCAGAUAAAUGCCGGCUGUCUUGUUCAUCAAAAUUUUCGACAGAAAAGAGAACUAAGCUAUUUGAUGCGUAUUGGCAGUUAGGCCAAUUACAAAGGCAGCGUGAUUAUUUGGCAUCUUGUGUGAGACUUUUAGAGUUAUCGUAUCGGAGAAUAAAAGAAUCUCGUAAAAAUAAUCCCAGGAAACCAAACACAACUUUUUAUUUAUACAAUGAUGAAAGAGAAGUUAGAGUAUGCAAGACAUUUUUUAUGAAUACUUUGGGUGCCACUGAACGAAUUUUACGUACAGUUAUAGAAUGCAAGUAUAAAGAUGAAGGCCAUAACAUUAUGAAAGAAGAUGGAAGAGGAAGACAUGGCAAACAAAUCAGAUUGGACGAAGAAAUAAAGCAAUCUGUGUAUGCUCCGAUAGCAGAUCUAAUGAGUUUAAAACGCUAUCAACAGAUUCGUAGAUUUCUACACUUUGCUGAUAAAAGCUUAGAAGAUACUGAUAGAUAUUACAAAGUAAGACCAAUAGCAGAAAAAAUAAGAAAAAACUGUUUGCUGCAAGAACUCGCACGUAAUUUUUGA
Pararge aegeria (speckled wood butterfly) is the source of this 1837-nucleotide messenger RNA. RefSeq lists its product as uncharacterized. The record is from RefSeq and is a predicted model, not a curated record. Lineage: Eukaryota; Metazoa; Arthropoda; Insecta; Lepidoptera; Nymphalidae. Bases 566 to 1837 code for a protein of 423 amino acids. The transcript is spliced from 4 exons.